Messenger RNA from Labrus bergylta (ballan wrasse), 1449 nucleotides. The record is from RefSeq and is a predicted model, not a curated record. Lineage: Eukaryota; Metazoa; Chordata; Actinopteri; Labriformes; Labridae.
UGGUGUGGACCCUGUCGAGCUGUAGUUAGCCUACUAAGAAAAAUAAAGAACGAGCUGGGUGAUGAUCUUCUACAUUUUGCCACAGCAGAGGCAGACAGCAUUGAUGCACUGGAGAGGUAUCGAGGGAAAUGUGAGCCCACCUUCCUCUUCUAUGGGGGUGGAGAGCUUGUGGCGGUGCUGCGAGGGGCAAAUGCUCCUCUCCUUCAGAGGAUGAUAGUAGAGGAAUUGAGCAAGGAGAAGUUGGUCCUGGAGCAAGGUGGUGAACGCAGAGCGGUUAAAGAUAAUGGUCUGGUGGAUGAUGAGAAGGCUGAAGAAGAGGAGGAGACACUUAAACAGUCAGAAAAUGAUGAAAGCAUAAUCGUUCCUGCCAGUAAAUCCUACACAGUUGCAAUCAUCAAACCAGAUGCUGUAGCUCAUGGCAAGGCAAAUGAGAUCAUUAUGAAGAUUCAGGACGCUGGAUUUGAGAUCCUGGCCCAUGAAGAGCGCACACUGACCGAGGUUGAAGCUCGAGACUUUUACCAGCACAAAGCAGCAGAGGUUUACUUCCAGGACUUGGUGCAGUUUAUGUCCAGUGGCCCGUCCAAUAUCCUGGUACUUUCUCAGGUUGAGGACUCAGCCAAUGUUGUAACAGCAUGGCGUGAGUUCAUUGGCCCUGCAGAUAACGAGGAAGCCAGGAGAGAGAAGCCAGAAAGCUUGCGGGCACAAUACGGCACACAGGCACUGUUCAACGCAGUGCACGGUAGUGAGGACAUUGACCAGGCCGGCAGGGAGCUCGCCUUCCUCUUCCCCAACUUUAGGACAGCGUCAGUGACGGGGCAGGAUGGGGAGGAAGAGCGUGUGGAGAGGACACUGGCUCUUAUCCGGCCUGACGUUGCCAGAGAGAACAGAGAAAAGAUCCUGGCCAAAAUCCACGAGUCAGGCUUCACUGUGGUUUUGAAAAGAGAGUUGAAGUUAACAGAGGAGCAGGUCAGACAGUUUUACUUCCAACAUGUCAAGGAGGAACACUUCCCUGCACUGCUCAAAAGCAUGACCAGUGGGCCCGUCCUAGCUUUGGCUCUUGCCAGAACGGGGGCCAUUGAAGACUGGAGGAACAUCCUCGGCCCUUCUGACAUCAAUCAAGCCAGAGAGGAGAGACCUGAAUGUCUGAGGGCCAUGUUCGCUUUGGAGAGCGAGCCUAUCAACCCCCUCCAUGGCAGUGCAAACCUUGAAGACGCAGAAAGAGAGAUCAACUUCUUCUUCCCUAAACAGCAAACACUGGCAAUGAUCAAACCUGAUGCCAUGGAGGAACACAAAGAGAAGAUUCUGGAGGAGAUCUAUGGCAUGGGUUUCUCUGUUACGCAGCUGAAGGAGACGGUGCUGUCAAGGGAGACAGCUGAGGAGUUUUACAAAGAGCACAGAGAGAAGCCCUUCUUCAGUCAAUUGGUUGAAUACAUGUCAGACCUUGCUUGA